Molecule: messenger RNA, 219 nt
Organism: Gongylonema pulchrum
Lineage: Eukaryota; Metazoa; Nematoda; Chromadorea; Rhabditida; Gongylonematidae
Source: the annotation of a GenBank genome assembly
AUGGUCAAGGAAAUUGAGGAAUGCCGCACAGAAAUUAGAAAAAAUCUGAACGAUUCCCGUGAAAAGAAAGCAAAUGAAAAAGCGAUGACGGAGGAUUUGUUGCUGAGGUUAAACCAGUUACAGGAGGAAGUCAAAGAAAUGAAAAAUGCAAUUGCCCAGACGAGAGCCAACACAAUCGCUAUUGAACAAAAAAUACUCUCGUUUAUAAGCGACAUUUGA